Molecule: messenger RNA, 1458 nt
Organism: Cooperia oncophora
Lineage: Eukaryota; Metazoa; Nematoda; Chromadorea; Rhabditida; Trichostrongylidae
Source: the annotation of a GenBank genome assembly
AUGUCCGGAUGCCACAUAAUUCUGAAAUCCCGGGUAAACACCUCAGAGGUGGUGAUGCGCACAGUUGCCGACGUGGUGACAGGAAACUGUGGCGAGUACUGUUUUGAGGCGCAGACCGGAAAAUAUUGCGUAUAUCUGAAACAGGGCUGGCGCGACGAGUACUGUGUUGGCGAUAUUGCUGUAUACGACGACUCAAAGCCCGGCACGCUGAAUGAUUUUCUGACAGCCCCCGAUGAAGGCGACCUGAAGCCGGAUGUAGUGAAACGCUUUGAGGAAAUGGUGGCGCAGGCGCAGCAGAGCGCGGAAACGGCAACAGAAAGCGAACGACAGGCAGGGCAACAUGCAGACGCUGCCGCCCGGGCAAAAGAAGAUGUAAAAAAACUGGUGGAAGGUGUUCAGCAGAACGCCGACGCGGUUGCGGAGGGUAAACAACAGGCCGAAAAUCUGGUCUCACGGGUUGAGGAUACCGCCGCAGAGGUCAGGCAGGACGCUGAAGCCGCGAAAAAGGCCGCAUCUGAUGCAGAGCAUGUCAGGGAGGAUAUUGAUACUGCGUUAUCUGCGACACUGAAAACGGCGAAUCGUUUAUCAGAGCUGGCUGAUGAAGGUGAAGAGGCUCAGCAGGAAUCCCGUGAUAAUCUUGGACUGAAAAGCGCUGCCACAAUGACGCCACAGAGCGACAUUCGUGACCGGACUGAAGGGCGUCUGGCGACACCUGGCGCAUUUGGUUUUGGGCAUAUUUUUUUGCCCGCAGAGCGUAUCCGUUUUAACACAGGGGAUGAUUUUCUGUCCUGGGUAAGGAAUGCGACGCCGGGUGAAUAUUUUGUUGAGGGUGACAGUAAAAUCAUAUCCGGAGGUGUGUUGUUUAACGGGAUGGUCCGCAUCCGGUGUUUUAUGGAAAUAAAACGCAUCGAAAAUGCGCGUUAUCUUGAAAAUGGCGCGAUUGACUGUGGGGUGUUGUUUGAUGGCAUGGAUGAACCGGUUCCGUAUACGGCAACUGCCACGGAUACAGCAGAGACAGGGCAGCGAGUCUGGCAGGAGCUGCAAAGCGGGAGAUGGGGAGAAAUAACGCCGUUCACCGUCACGUCAGAGAUGCUGGAAGCAGCAAAAGCAGCCAAACGCCGGGAAAUUGAAGCAUGGCGUACAGAACAGGAAGCGCAGCCAUUCAUUUUUGAAUGGAACGGUCAUAGCUGGAACGGGGGACCGGAUUCGAUGGCCCGUCUUUAUCCGGUGGCGAUGGCAUCGAAAUCCGACACAGCACGGGACGUCAUGACGUGGGGUGAUGCGGAAAAUCAGCAGGUAAAGUUGUCAAUGCAACAACUGGAUGAGCUACUUACUGCAAUGGUUCAGGCGCAGGUUGAUCGCAAUGAUGAAAUUUAUCGCCGUCCAGCGAGGAGAAUGAAAGAAGCGUUAAAUGCACUGGAUGGUUUGAACUCGAUCAGAAAGCUGGCAAUUAACUAG